This is a messenger RNA of Harpegnathos saltator (Jerdon's jumping ant), 4986 nucleotides long. RefSeq lists its product as uncharacterized. The record is from RefSeq and is a predicted model, not a curated record. The coding region runs from base 952 to 4803 and encodes 1283 amino acids. NCBI's taxonomy places the organism in Eukaryota, Metazoa, Arthropoda, Insecta, Hymenoptera, Formicidae. The transcript has 4 exons.
CUCUCUCUCUCUCUCUCUCUCUCUCUCUCUCUCUCUCUCUCUCUCGACCUCGAUGGGUCGAAGACACUCAACGCGGCUAGCAGCCGUGAGCUCCGGCGAGUCGCCGCCGCCGCCUCCGCCGCCGCCGCCACGAGCUCGUUGCAAAUCGACGCUCCGAUGAAGAUCGACGCCCGUAUUCGCGUGUCCCCGUUCGCUCCGCGGCGUGUCACGGUUCGAUAGCCGGAUGAACGCCGGCGACCUCGGCGUUUGCGUCGACGGUGCGCGAUUGUGCCUGGGAUCGAGCGGCGGAUCCGCUCCGAAUGUCGACGAACUCACAAACGCGCGACGCUCUCACCCCGACGACUGUGGCCGCGGACGGAACGGAUAAAACGCUGACGGACGCACGGCAGGAGCACGACAGGAUGACGUGAUCAGAUCCUGGCACACGCGGAAGCGUCGUCCCAACUCGGCAAUGGCGAUACGGUGGCCUUGAGAUCGAUUGCACGAGACCGAGCUCGGUGAACGGCCGGGGUGUACGACUCGGCGAUUCCAAGUCGAAUUCGCGCGAUCGUUCCGUCCCAUUCGCGCUACCGGGUGUCGCGAUCGCGCCGGUACGGCACCGCACCGUCUCGCGAAGGAGGUUUACGAUGCGCGGUGCGGUAGUCGCUGGCAGUACGUGUCGCGAUCAUGUCGAGGAGUUCCGCGGCGCACACGGAUUGCUCCCUGCGAUUGCUGCAAGCAUGUGAACGAGACUGAGGGCUCGAGGCGCGUUUAAGAUUCGCUCGUGCGGGCAAACCGCAAAGUAAUAUCGCGCUGGUUACGUGGUGUGAGCGUAUAUACAUAAGUGCGAAUCGUCAUCGUCCGCGACGUCCCGGCGUCAUCGCGAUCGAUCUCGUCGCGACGAUCGGGGGACCGGCAACGGUCUCGUCGAUGGCAGAGUGACAGAGUAACCACCGUGCGUUGAAUGGAGUGAUGAGCGGGGCCCCUGCGCGGGGCACAGUGCCCCGUCGUCAAAGACGCCAUCAUCAUCACCACCACCGUCAGCAGCAUCAUCGUCAUCAUCAGCCGAAGCAUACGAAGCACGCGCGAGAGGAGACGCCGCGGGACGACGCGUUGAACGGCGAACCGGAGGAGAAGCGACCGAAGGUCAACCCGAUCUUCCUGUGGGCGUCGCAGCGUGAGCAAAGGAUCAUCGAGGUGAGAUGCGAGGACUACGACAAGCGUAAUCGCAUCAAGCUGACCAAGACCGCGCAAGGAUGGCGCUCGAUACCACGGACGACGUCCAACGUGUACUCGGUCGCCCUGGCCACCGCCAACGCCUGCAAGACGAGGCCGCCGCCGAGCUUGGUGGACUCGCCAGCUUCUUCGGUCUCGUCCAACGACGAGAAGGAGAACGGCACACGGUGCCAAGAGACCGUGGCGAACCCGCACCAACGUCUGCCGAUUCGAGUAUACCCUGUCAACAUAGCCGGCGCGACCAAUGGUUUGCUUGCCGGCGUCGAAGGCACCGGCAGGAAGAGGUGUUACGAAGACGCGAGGAGCGACGAGAAUCGCCGAGGAUACGCGUAUCCCCUCGGAGUCCGUGACGACUCCAAGUGGAACGCCGUUCAUCAAGGUUGCUCCGAGGACAGAGGUAAGGAUGACAGUGAGCGAGAAAUGCGACCGGAGAACGUGGAAUGCGAGGUGGAUUACGAGCGGAGUAAAGCUGAAGAGCGUAUGUCGAGCCUCACGGCUAAGCACAGACCGGUGGACACUUGGGUCAACCUGGAGAGGCUGCAGAAGGACAAGCUGUUCCAGCCGCGCGUGGUGCUGGAGCAGUUGCAUCUGUCGCAGCUUGCCGAGAAUACGCAACAAAGUCCCAACCAAGUCGCAAACGUCGUUUGCCAGGCGAGAGAGAGAACAAACGAGGAGGAGGAGGAGGAGGAGGAGGAGGAGGAGGAAGAGGAGGAAGAGGAGGAGGAGGAGGAGGAGGAGGAGGAGAAGGAAGAGAAGGAGGAGGAGGAGGAGGAAGAGGCGCUGGCCACUGAUGAAAAAGACAGUGAGACGUGUCCGCGGGUGAAUAAAGCAGGCAUUCAGGAUCUACUGAACAUGAUAGACGCCACGGCAUCGCCCGUCCUCGCCACCGACACUCCCAGCGCCGACUUGCCGGUGGAUUCCACCAAGACCUACCAAGUGCUCGACGAAGACACGCGCGAGAUAAAGACGACCCAACACCGAGACAAGGGAGUCAUCAAGGAGACGAGCGACAUCGUGGAGCAAUCGUCCGACAAUGCGAGCGAGUCGAUAUCGUGUUACAACAUCGGGACCGUCCAAGACGGCGACGAUGAGGAUGACGAUGACGAUGACGACGGCGUCGACGGGGACGACGUCGACGUCGACGAGAAGCCCGAGGUGAACGAGGGGAAGAUCCUCGAGGACUAUUCUCUAGACGUGGAGGAGAAAAAGAUCUGCGUGGACAACAAGAUCUUGUUUUCGCUCAAGAACAACCCCGAGACAGCGUUGCGAUCCUGCAAAGUCGCCGAAGCCGACGGUGGUCUGGCAAAUUCCCGACCGAGACGCGCACCCAGCUCGCUGGUCACGUGGCAGAAUGUGCCGGGCGAGGAAGUGCCGUUGGAGACCGAAGAGGCGCUGGACGAGCCCGGCGAGCCGUUGAAGAUCGAUUACGACGACAGCUCGAAGCUACUCGAUGCUCUGAGGAACACCCCGGGACUGUCGGUGUCCGUGAUGAAGAGCACACCCGAGAUCAGCAGCAAGAACCUCAUCGCGCCGCCCGCGAGGCCAGCCUCAAAGGCGUCCUCGUCGAGCAGGUCGCCGGACUCGCAAGCGGAGUGCGUGGAAAAGUUGCUAAAGAACCGUAGCGUCAAUUCGCCGACGACUCCCGGCUUCCUCGACAAUCGCGGGUGUACCAUCUCCCCCCGUAACCUACCGGGGCUGUCCAUCAUUAUACCGAAUUACCGCUACCGAAGUAGCAGCGCUAAUCAGUUAAGCACGAGUUCGCCAAACACGAAACGCCGCGUGGAGUCGCCCGAGAGCACGGUGAGCUUCAACAAGGCCGAACCGGAAGAAAUCAAACGCGACGAAGCUCCCCGGGAGGAAAACGAGGAGGAAUACGAGGAGGUGGAGGACGAGGAAGAUGACUGUGAUUCACAAGUGUUGGAGGAUCUCAGGAGGCAAAGGGCGGACUCGCUGGUGUACGAUAGUAUGGACGCGGAUUACUACGCGGGUCACAACGGCUCCAGGAACAAUACGGAAGAGCGUAAGACUCCGCUGGAGAACGCGAAGGGCGAUCAACUGUGGCUGGCCUCCAGCCGGAGCAGUGAGGCGCAGGCCAAAUGUAAAUAUCAGGACCUGGAGCACUUUGACGAGCAGGUGCUGGAGGAGCUGCGGUCUCGCGGCACUGUAGUGUCGCCUCAGCCCAGCGGGAUACCGUGCUCACCAGCGCCGUCCAGGAGACCGUCCUCCGCGUAUCUCGAGAGGCUGCUUCCGAGCCCACCAUGCUCGGUGUCCUGCUCGGAGGACGCCAAGAGCGAGUUGUCGCUCAAGAACAUCCUGACGUCCUCGAUAGAGUCGAGGGAUUACGAGCGACUCAAGGAAGGAGCGUCGACUCGAUUCGAUCAUCAGGGCGUGGACUUCGGUAUCUGCCGACCUGUGCACUCGAGUGUCGAUAGAAACACCAGCGUUGCCCUCGCUAGAAGAGCCCACCGGAGCUUCCAGGGGCGCCUGGGCGUGCACAAUCGGGAAGCGCGAAAUCCCGGCAGGCCGAUGUCCAGCGGUGACAUUCACAGCAGUUUCUACACCGAUCGCAUCACGCCGAAAAGGCCGAUGUCCGCCGAAUGGUCGACCAGUCGACAGAAGAAUCAAACUAACUAUUACCAGAGAACCGCCACUGGUAAAAUCGCCAAGAGUCACUUUAAUGAACAUCUCCAGGACACUUGCGCCACAUCGAGUAGCACGGACAGGCUCCUAGACCCGGCUAGUCAACUGCGCGAGCUGAUUGAGACCGCCGGUCACCUGAUACCCGACCCUCUGCUGGUGCCGCGCGAUUACCUGCCGGGUCUGGCUGCAGCACCGGCCACGGAGAUACCGAAGUUGCUGGCCACCAGACCCGAGCUGAGGCUACCCGAGGCACUCACCAGACCCGACCUCCUUCGCGACCCCGACCUGCUCGUCAUAUCGUUGGCGCAUCUACAACACGUCCUCGACCACGGCGAGGGACCGGUAUCCAGGUCACGACAGCCGCAACCGGCUAGAGUCAGCUGCAACAACAGCAACAACAGGGGAUCCGGUGUUCACAGCGGGAACAACGGUGGCGGCGCCGCGAGAGGCAGCAUCACGGGGAGACCUAAAUUAAGUUGCAGACCGAUCGGCACGCUGAUGCCGGCACCGAUAGACUUGUCGAGCGGCAGAACGCGCGUCAACCCUUAUCCGCCUCUCCUCAGGGUGCGCAGCGGACUGCUCAAGCAAGAGCCGGAAGUGAGCUCCACCGCGAGCUCGCCGGACGAGUCGCAGCUGUGGCACCCGUUGUUCGGCAGCCGCGCACUCCAAGCCGAUUCCAACCUACCACGAUGGAAUCUCGGGAGAUCUCCCGCCAUAGAAUUGGAUCGACGCAGGGCUGUACCCAUCGACUAUUCAGGAGACCGGCGCGAUUUACGAGACGUCCGGUCGGAUCGGUCGAUGCUCGCCGGCCCUGAAGACUCACCUCGCCCACGUCCACGCCCACGUUCCCGCCGCAAGGAGAGGAAGAAAACCCAAGAGAAAGGAAGACCGUAUCGAGACAGAAGGAAAGAGCGAGACGGAGCGAGAGAGGGAGAAGAGAAGGAUUAAGAACGGACGAAACUAAAAGCCAGAAGAGGCAGCAACUGCACUCGCAACAGCAACAGCAACGGCCUCAGCAGCCGCAGCAACGGUUGCUGUCGCAGCCGCAGCCGCAGCCGCAGCAGCAACAGCAGCAGCAGCAGCAGCAGCAGCACGUCUCCUGGCACAGGACCACUCUCGCCUCCUGACCAC